Molecule: messenger RNA, 1030 nt
Organism: Protobothrops mucrosquamatus (brown spotted pit viper)
Lineage: Eukaryota; Metazoa; Chordata; Lepidosauria; Squamata; Viperidae
Gene: CPTP
Product: ceramide-1-phosphate transfer protein
Exons: 3
Coding region: 130-774 (214 amino acids)
Biological process (GO): ceramide transport; intermembrane lipid transfer
Cellular component (GO): cytoplasm; membrane; cytosol
Molecular function (GO): ceramide 1-phosphate transfer activity; ceramide 1-phosphate binding
Source: RefSeq, a predicted model, not a curated record
GCGGGGAAGGACGAAGGGGUUGCUAAGACUAUUACGACCGAUCGCAGAAAGAUCUUCUAACCUGGAGGUUCCCCCCCGAGGCUCUUUCCCAUCUGCCUGGAGUCUCCUCCGCUUUCCAAGCUUUUCACCAUGGCUGACGGCGAGGACGUUCACGGCUUGAAAGGGGUGCUGGUCACCUUCCAGAGGUGUCUGAACAGCAAGGGAGAAAUCCUCGUGGACCCGUAUUUAGGAGGCUGGAAAGGACUCGUCAGGUUUCUAAACACGAUGGGGCCGAUCUUCUCCUUCAUUUCCAAAGACGCGGUGACCAAAAUCCAGAUCAUGGAGAACUUCCGCAGCAGCGAGCAACAGGAGGACUACAUCACCCUCCAAGCCAUGGUGAAGUACGAGCUGGCCAACGGGCUGGUGGACCUGAGGGAGCCCGGCGCUUACCCUGCCUCAGGCUGCCGAACUAUCCUUCGCCUCCACCGGGCCCUGCACUGGCUGCACCUGUUUCUGGAGGGCCUGAGGACUAGCGGCCCACGUUCCAAGACGUCAACGCUGUGCACAGAUUCCUACAAUGCUUCCCUGGCUAACUAUCACCCCUGGAUCGUCCGCAAGGCAGCCACCAUGGCCUUCUACGCCUUGCCCACCCGGGACGCCUUCCUGGAGAACAUGGAAGUGGGCACCACCGAGGAGGCCAUUGAGAUGCUGGGCGAGGCUCUGCCCAGCAUCAGCAGGGUCUACGAUAUCACGGAAAACCUCUACGCAGAGCACAAGCUCCUCGACCUGCCCUGAGGGGACAGGGGCCGGCCCAAGAGCGGCAGCUCUUCCUACAGCUGCAGCCCAGGCCUCGUCGAAAUAAUCUCCUGCUCUGCUCAACCGGGUUUCUUCUUGGAAAGCUCCAAGGCCUUCAAGCCAUCCCUGUUUGGGUUUCUGGCCCUGAAGAUAAAAAAAAGCCUUUAUGCCGUUUCCCCAAUCAGAAAGCUCUCCUUCUGCCCCUUUUCCUCCUUCCGAAAGCUUUGAUCCAGAAAUGCAUCCAGUCCCUGAUCUU